Messenger RNA from Diversispora eburnea, 492 nucleotides. The record is from the annotation of a GenBank genome assembly. NCBI's taxonomy places the organism in Eukaryota, Fungi, Glomeromycota, Glomeromycetes, Diversisporales, Diversisporaceae.
AUGAGAGUUUCAACGAGUGGUAAAAAGAAAGAUGCUCAAAAGCAUAAAAAUGUAUAUUCCUUUCAACCCAAUAAAAAUUCUAAUAAAAAAACGCAAAUAAUUAAUUCAUUACCGAUAAGCGGAGUUUGUCAGAGAUGUAAAGAUAUCCUUGAAUGGCGUAAGAAAUUUAACAAAUAUAAACCUUUGACCAUCCCUAAACGUUGCGUCAGUUGCGAAGAGAAAACUAUUAAAGAAGCGUACCGUAUAUUGUGUGAUAAGUGUGCUAAUAAAAAAGGUGUUUGCUCAAAAUGUCAACAAUCUACGCAAAUAAUAAUUAGUGAUGUUAAAAGUGAUAAAGAAUUGUUAAAAGAACAACAAGAACGUGAUCGAUUAUUAUCAACACUAUCUGAACGAAAGAAAAGAACAUAUAUUCGUAAGUUAGAACGUGAAGAAGAACCAUCACUCAAUAAUCUUAUUCGAAGCAGUAAUGAUAUUGAUUUAUUAAUAUAUUAA